Messenger RNA from Canariomyces notabilis, 1485 nucleotides. Its product is annotated as PLP-dependent transferase. Gene Ontology annotation, cellular component: cytosol. The transcript is spliced from 6 exons. The record is from RefSeq and is a predicted model, not a curated record. Gene Ontology annotation, molecular function: transaminase activity; pyridoxal phosphate binding. Lineage: Eukaryota; Fungi; Ascomycota; Sordariomycetes; Sordariales; Chaetomiaceae. Bases 1 to 1485 code for a protein of 494 amino acids.
AUGCGCAAUGCGGUCACGCCGAGUCCUCUGGCAAUUUUCGAUGGCCAUGCCCUUGCGACUCGUGAGCACACGGACUGCUUGAGGCCAUGGAGGGUCGAGGUACGAGAUCGGAACAGGGCCGACGGGGCGACCAAGUCGGCCGUGCUCCAUAGGCACCUAGGGACCGAGUUCCUCCCUUUGUCCAAAGGCGAGGGCAGCUACAUGGUGCUUGAGGACGGCCGAAAGAUUUUUGACGCCUCGGGAGGUGCCGCAGUUGGCUGUAUCGGCUGGGGCAACGAGAGAGUCGCCCGGGCUAUCAUGGCGCAGGUGAUGGCCAUUCCAUAUUGUUCAACCAUAUUCUACACAACCAGCGUACAGGAGGAGCUCUGCCGUUACUUGGUGGACUCAACCAAUGGCGCCAUGUCGCGUGCCUAUAUCGUCAACUCGGGCUCCGAGGCGAUGGAGGCGGCCGUCAAGCUUGCUAGGCAGUACUUCCUCGAACUCAACCCGCCACAGCCGAGGAGGACACGCUUCAUUUCCCGGAGGCAGUCAUACCACGGAACGACCCUCGGCGCGCUGGCGGUUGGCGGUCACGAGUACCGGCGGGCAAAAUUCGAACCCAUGUUGAUGAAGAACGUAUCCAGAGUGUCCCCAUGCAACGAAUUCCGUGGCAGGCAUCCCCGCGAGACGAACGAGGAUUACGUUGCCCGGCUGGCCAAGGAGCUGGAUGACGAGUUCCAAGCGCUAGGGCCAGAAACAGUCUGCGCUUUCGUGGCUGAGCCUGUCGUGGGCGCUGCGCUGGGAUGCGUGCCCUCGGUCCCCGGUUACUUCAAGGCGAUGCAAGCUGUCUGCCAGAAGUACGGCGCUCUUCUCAUCCUAGACGAGGUCAUGUGCGGGAUGGGCCGGACGGGGACGUUGCAUGCAUGGGAACAAGAGGGCGUCGUUCCCGAUAUUCAAACCAUAGGUAAGACCCUCGCGGGCGGUUAUCAACCGGUCGCCGGCGUGCUGGUGAAUCGGCACGUUGUAGAUGUGAUAGAAAGGGGCACCUCAUCUUUCGUCCAUGGCCACACAUAUCAGGGCCACCCGGCAGGGUGUGCGGCAGCUCUCGAAGUGCAGCGGAUCAUUCGAGACGACAAUCUCUUGAGCAAUGUCCGGAAGAUGGGCGCGCUGCUCUCGAGACGGCUGCAAGAACGUCUCGGCAACCACCCUAACGUGGGCAAUAUCCGCGGCCGUGGGCUUUUCUGGGGCAUCGAGUUUGUUGCAGAGAAGAAGAGGUCGAUUCCCUUCCCAGAGGAGGCUCACGUGGCCAUGGGCAUCAGCGAACGGGGCCUGGCAAAGGAGUAUGGCAUCAAUGUGUACCCCGGCGCCGGCUCGGCGGACGGGAUCCGGGGCGACCACAUCAUCAUCUCGCCUCCCUUCAACGUGCGCGCCGGGGACAUCGAGUGGAUCGUCAAUACGGUUGGCCGCCUUAUCGACGAUUAUUUCGCGUCCUCAACAGACCGAUGA